This is a messenger RNA of Pollicipes pollicipes, 2903 nucleotides long. Its product is annotated as DENN domain-containing protein 2D. The transcript is spliced from 14 exons. NCBI's taxonomy places the organism in Eukaryota, Metazoa, Arthropoda, Thecostraca, Pollicipedomorpha, Pollicipedidae. The record is from RefSeq and is a predicted model, not a curated record. Bases 388 to 2502 code for a protein of 704 amino acids.
GCGGAAUCUUGUGUUGUGUGCGGGGGCGCGGUGCUUCGCGGGGGAGGGGCAAAACCACAGGAGUUGGAGCUCCAGAUGUCUCAAGAGCACUAUGGGUGGCUGAGCAUCACAAAAGCAUGACGAGCGUGCAGGAGAUGACAAAACGGUUCGAGGAGACGAGUCUGGCGGCGGCGGCGGUCCGGCCCCGUGCUCAGGUGGCACGUCGCACUGCCAGCUUCCGAACCAGCGCGCCACUCAAGCUGCGCCACCACAGCAGCGAGAGGUCGCAUCGGGCUGCGCCGCUCGCGCCCCGUCAGCGCCCACGUCAGCCCGCUGCUGCGCGAGCGACCGGCUGUGCUCAAGCGCAACGCCGCGCUCAAGGCACGCGUCAGCGACCGCGUCAGCGGCAUGGAGCGACGCGCGCCAGCCGACGGCGCCGAAGAAGUGACCGUUGUGGAGGAGACGGCCGCCGAGCCGGCGCGCGCGGGCGGCGAGGCAUCGCCGCCGGGGUCGAGGCAGGCGGCGGCCGGGCCGCCCCACCGACCGCUGGUGCGCGAGAUGGCCGCCGUCCACGACAACAACAACGAGCCGUCGAAGCCGGUCGUGCCGCGGCGGCCGGAGGUAGCGGCGCUGCCGCUGCCGGCCGGACCGCCGCCGCGCAAGCCGCCGCGCACCUUCGAGCACGAUGCGUACGUGGUGGCGCGAGAGGCGCGCGCCACCACCGUGGCGAUCCGGCGCGGCGGCUCCGGGCCGCGGCCAGCACUGGCGCGCAAGCCCAGCGACCUCGACACGCGCCGCCGUGGCUGCGACGAGACCCUCUACGGCACGCUCAGCCGCGAGCACGUGUACGAGCGUCUGCCGGACGCCAAGCGGCCCGUCUCGGUCACCAGCUCGGCGGGCUCGCCGCCGGGUCUGCGUCGCAACGGCGCCUUCAAGCGGCUGGAACGGCCGUCGCUGCGGUGCUGGGACGCCUCCAGCCGGGCUCCGCCGCCGCCGGCACCCCGCAGCCGUCACCAGGUCGUGCAGGCGGUCGUGCAGGCGAUGGGCCUCGGCUGGCUCUGUCCGGCCGUUGACGGAUCAUCAGCUGACUAUCCCCGUCCCUCUCCGCAGGUCGUGCAGGCGAUGGGCGGCGCCCGUCCGCGGCCCGGCGUCGGUCCGGCCGACCGGCUGUUCGACGCCCUGCUGGUGGUGGCGCUCUCGGCCGAAGCCGACGGCAGUCUGGAGCCCUGCAUCAUCAGCAGAUACCCGCCCGAUGUGGCGCCAGAGGCGGACGUGGCGCCUUUCUGUUUCCCGGACGCCGACCGGUGGCAGCGCGCGCCGGAUGAGUGGGGCCGCUCGGCGGCCGACGGUGGCGCCGCCUACACGCUGGUGGUGACGGACGAGCGCGGCGGCCGCUCGUACGGCUACUGCCGCCGGCUGACGGCCGACACCGGCGGCGAGCCCGUCACGCUGCCGAUCGCCUACUGCCUGCUGUCGCGACACGACGCCGGCGCCUUCUACUCGCAGCUGCUCUCUGCCAUUCUGGAACACCACGGCACGUCAGAGCAGCACCGACUCUCCGUGCUGGAGGAGCUGUAUAACCAGCCGUUCCCGGCGCCGGGCGGCUCGGUCUCCGUGCUGCCCGUGCCCGCCGCCUGUCCCGCGGGCGAGGCGAUGGAGCCAGCCAGUGCCGGUCCGGUGACGCUGGAGCCGUCGUUGGUGCGCCGUCCGCUGGACCCGCGGCUGGAUGACGGCGGCCUGUACCAGCUGGUGCGGCGGCUCGGGGUCGACCUGUUCAUCAAGCUGUUCAGCUCGGCGCUGCUCGAGCGCAAGCUGGUGCUCUGCAGCUCCCACCUCGGCGUGCUUUCCUCGAGCGUGGCGGCGGUGCAGGCGGCGCUGUGCCCGUUCGUCUGGCAGCACUGCCUGGUGCCGGUGGUGCCCAGCCAGCUGGCCGAGCUGCUGGCCGUGCCGAGCCCGCUCAUCAUGGGCGCGCUGCCGGAGGCGCGGCCCCUCGACCACCUCGCCGGUCAGGAGGAUGUGAUCUGCGUGGACCUGGACACGGCGUCGCUGGUGCAGUGCGUCGGCGACGAGUCGACGAUCCUGCCGCGCCGGCUGGGCCGGGCGCUGGUCGAGGCGCUGCGGCUGGCCGCUUGGCUGCCCGGCCCCGAGCCCGACUCGGCCAGCGCCGCCGUGCUGCUGGCGGAGACGCUGCUGCGCCUUUUCGUCGAGGUGUGCGGACACUACCGCGCCCACUUCGUCACGCAGCAGGACGGACAGCGGCUCUUGCAGCGGGACGCGUUCGUGGAGGCGGCCCCAACCGACGACGUGCGCGAGUUUCUCGAGUGGUUCACCGAGACAGCCAUGUUCAACGCCUUCAUCGAGUCGUGCGAGCGCCACGUCGAGACCCCGGCAGUGAGCCUGUUCAACCGGCGCGUGCUGGAGCAGCACGACGAACUGGAGACGAGCGCGCACGGCCUGCGUAAGGGCACGCGACAGCUCAGUAAGGCGCUGAGCGGCCGGCUGAAGAGACACCUCCACACCUGAGCUGGUUCCGGGGCCGCAGGAGCCGCUCCUGGGGCCCAGGAGCCGCUCCUGAGGCGCAGAAGCCGCUCCCGAGGCUCGGUAGCCCCUCCCAAGGCCGCAAGGCGCCGCCGAGGUCCGGCCUGCUUGCCCUGGCCUCUUCUCUAUUUGUGGGUCUGGUAUGACUCCCGGUUGUGAUAAGAUUGGUCUGGCGCUCGCCCGAGGACGCUGCGAUUGGCCCGGGUCGAGCGGGCUUCGAUGCUAGGCAUGGUUUGUCGCCAGGCCAGCGCGUACGUGCGCGCGGCAAAACGUACUCCUCGUUCUGUGGCAUGCCUCUUACAGCUGUUACCUGUUUAAAACAGUGUGAUUCCGUGAUCUGUAGUCAUGUGAGCGCUGAUGAACAAAAUACAUGAUCUGACCCACGA